GCACUUUUGAAUGCCAAUUUGCAGCGAAAAUGCCGUUGCCAGUUUGCUUGUGACAGCUGUGAUCGUUGCAUCUUCAAAUCGAAUUGAGAGCAAAAGUCGAGUGGUUCGAUGAGUGUUCGAGUUAUUCUCAUUUGGGCAACGUGAUAAUAAACAGGCAGACGCUGUGGAGCUGCAAAGAGAGAAAACACUCGAAUUCCUGCGAAUUUUGACAUUCGUUCUUUUGUUUCUGAUCAUAUCCCUAUAUCUAUAUCGGUUUGCGUUCUAAAACACACACACCGAAAAACCAAACUGGCAUAGAGUUUUGGCCGUUGCAUCAAACAUGCCCAAAUUACCAGCGGUUGGCAUUGAUCUUGGCACAACGUACUCUUGUGUCGGCGUAUUUCAGCAUGGCAAAGUGGAGAUCAUUGCCAAUGAUCAGGGCAAUCGGACCACGCCCAGCUAUGUGGCCUUUACGGAGUCGGAGCGUCUCAUUGGUGAUGCCGCCAAAAAUCAGGUGGCCAUGAAUCCAAAUAACACAAUUUUCGAUGCCAAGCGGCUGAUUGGACGCAAAUUCGAUGAUGCAACGGUGCAAAGCGAUCUGAAGCACUGGCCCUUCGAGGUAUUCUCGGAUAGCGGCAAGCCGCGCAUACGAGUCGAGUACCAGGGUGAGAAGAAGAGCUUCUAUCCUGAGGAGGUAUCCUCGAUGGUGCUCACCAAGAUGAAGGAGACGGCGGAGGCAUAUCUGGGUGGCACCAUUACGGAUGCAGUGGUCACCGUUCCGGCCUAUUUCAAUGAUUCGCAGCGACAGGCGACCAAGGAUGCGGGCACCAUAGCCGGAUUGAAUGUGCUCCGCAUCAUCAAUGAGCCGACGGCAGCGGCAAUUGCCUAUGGCUUGGAUAAACAGGCGACCGGGGAGAGAAAUGUGCUGAUCUUUGAUCUGGGCGGCGGCACCUUCGAUGUCUCCGUGCUGACCAUCGAGGAUGGCAUCUUUGAGGUGAAGGCCACUGCGGGGGAUACGCAUCUGGGCGGCGAAGAUAUUGACAAUCGGAUGGUCAAUCAUUUUGUGCAGGAAUUCCAGCGCAAGCAUAAGCGUGAUCUUGGCCAGAAUAAGCGCGCCUUGCGACGCCUGCGAACUGCCUGUGAGCGUGCCAAGCGUACGUUGUCCUCCUCCACGCAGGCCAGCAUCGAGAUUGACUCACUCUUCGAGGGCAUCGAUUUUUAUACGUCCGUAACGCGGGCCCGGUUUGAGGAGCUCAAUGGUGAUCUAUUUCGGAGCACCAUGGAGCCGGUGGCGAAGGCGUUGCGUGAUGCCAAAAUGGACAAGGGGCAGAUCCAUGAUAUUGUGCUUGUCGGAGGUUCCACCCGUAUACCCAAGGUGCAGCGUCUGUUGCAGGAUUUCUUCAAUGGCAAGGAGCUGAACAAGUCCAUAAAUCCCGAUGAGGCGGUGGCCUACGGUGCUGCCGUCCAAGCGGCCAUAUUACACGGCGACACCUCGGAGGCGGUGCAGGAUCUGCUCCUGCUGGAUGUGGCACCACUCUCGCUGGGCAUCGAGACGGCUGGUGGUGUUAUGACAGCGCUGAUCAAGCGCAACUCAACCAUACCCACCAAGCAGACACAGAUCUUCACCACGUAUGCGGACAAUCAGCCCGGCGUGCUCAUCCAGGUGUAUGAGGGCGAACGUGCCAUGACCAAGGACAACAACAUAUUGGGCAAAUUCGAACUGACCGCCAUACCGCCAGCACCGCGUGGAGUGCCCCAGAUUGAGGUGACCUUUGAUAUCGAUGCCAAUGGCAUACUCAAUGUUAGUGCCGCUGAGAAGUCCACGGGCAAGGCGAACAGGAUAACGAUUACGAAUGAUAAGGGUCGCCUCUCCAAGGAGGAUAUCGAGCGCAUGGUCAACGAAGCCGAGUCCUAUCGCCAGGCAGAUGAUCAGCAACGUCAGCGCAUCGAUGCCAAGAACCAGCUGGAAUCCUACUGUUUCCAAAUGCGAUCCACUCUGGACGAUGAGCAGCUGCGCAGUCGCAUCAGCGAUGUCGAUCGGAACACAAUCCAGCAGAAGUGCAGCGAGACCAUCAGUUGGUUGGAUGCCAACCAGCUGGCCGAGAAACAGGAAUUCGAGCACAAGCAACAGGAGCUGGAGCGCAUCUGUAACCCAAUCAUGACCAGACUCUAUCAGGGCGCCAAUAUGCCCCCGCCGCAGCCGUCCAACCAGAAUUCGAAUGGAGGCGGAACUGGUGGCGGUGGCAGUGGUGGCCCAACCAUCGAGGAAGUUGACUAACUGCUCAAUUAAAUUGUUAUGAGUUCUUUUUUAGCCCCAAUCAAAAUUAAAGAGUGUUCAAUUAAAAGAAUAAAGAUAAUAAAAUUCUAAAAAAAAAAAAAA
Drosophila grimshawi is the source of this 2359-nucleotide messenger RNA. RefSeq names its product heat shock 70 kDa protein cognate 1 (gene Hsc70-1). Lineage: Eukaryota; Metazoa; Arthropoda; Insecta; Diptera; Drosophilidae. Bases 320 to 2257 code for a protein of 645 amino acids. Gene Ontology annotation, cellular component: cytosol; plasma membrane; cytoplasm. Gene Ontology annotation, biological process: vesicle-mediated transport; cellular response to unfolded protein; protein refolding. The transcript has 3 exons. Gene Ontology annotation, molecular function: ATP binding; ATP hydrolysis activity; heat shock protein binding. The record is from RefSeq and is a predicted model, not a curated record.